Messenger RNA from Cyclopterus lumpus (lumpfish), 2317 nucleotides. RefSeq names its product claudin domain containing 1b (gene cldnd1b). The coding region runs from base 347 to 1090 and encodes 247 amino acids. Gene Ontology annotation, cellular component: membrane. The transcript has 5 exons. The record is from RefSeq and is a predicted model, not a curated record. Lineage: Eukaryota; Metazoa; Chordata; Actinopteri; Perciformes; Cyclopteridae.
GAACAACAACUGGUGACGUAGAAUAAGUGGGCGGAGGCCUGCUUGAGAUUUGAGGAGCAGAAGAAAUAACGCGAAUAUUUGGAAGUUUUGUCCAGAAAUGAGGUUGUGAACGCCUCUGUGUUUGGGACGUUGCUCCAAAUGCAGCGCAAUGACGUGAUUAAAUAGGGUAUCCUUUGUUGAGAUACGUUGGCACCAUCACAAUACCUGACGGUCGUUAACAGACAUGCCGUGGUGCCUGAACACCAAGCGGAAAUAUUAUUUUUAACCAGCCCACAGUGAAAGCCGACCUUUUAUUCUUUUAUUAUAUCGUUUGUUCUUGUAAACACGACCUAUCCUCAUCUAGACCAUGGUAGACAAUCGCUAUGCCACAGCUCUGGUCAUCGGCUCGGUGCUGAGCCUGCUGGCGACAGUCUACCUCUCUGUGGCUGUCGGAACGCAGCACUGGUACCAGUACAGCUGCGUGCCAGCCAAGCGUGAGGGGAGCAACGCCUCCGUUCUCAGGGAAGAGUUCAUCAAUGGAGAGUUUGAUGAGAAGACUUACCGCGACACCCUGUUCCGCCUGAAUGGCACCCUGGGACUGUGGUGGAGGUGCAUACGGGUGCCCAGCGAGUCACACUGGUUCAAACAGCCAGAUCCAAAGAUGGAGACACAGUGUGUGAGUUUCACUCUUCCUCAGCAGUUCAAUCCAAAGUACAAACAAUCUGGAAACCAUGACGGUGAAGAAGAUCUGCUGAGAACAUACUUGUGGAGAUGCCAGGUUCUCUUGCCCUUGGUGUCUCUGGCUUUGGUGUUUCUCGGCGGCCUCGUUGGGGUCUGUGCCUGCCUGUGCCGCAGCUUCACCCCCACCUUGGGGGUGGGAGUGCUCCAUCUACUUGCAGGUCUGUGCACUCUGGGCACCGUCUGCUGUUUCCUGGCCGGGGUGGAUUUGUAUUCCCCCCUCCCAGAAGGGGUGGAGGGCUCGUUGGGCUGGUCCCUCUACCUCGCUCUCAUCUCCUUCCCUCUGCAGAUGAUGGCAGCUGCUUUGUUCCUGUGGGCGGCCAGGAGUCACCGCAAAAACUACACCCGCAUGACUGCUUACAGGGUAGCCUAAAGAGAGACUACAACAACAACUUACCUUAAAACCGCCUACUGGUCUCAGGACAUUUAAAAGAAAAAAAAGGUUUCCAUUUGUAACUUUUCACUUCUUCUGCAGCAUCAUUUAGGUAGAAAAAAAACAAAUUACAUGAUAUCCCAGAUCUAGACAGAAAUACUUUAAACCAGUUUGCAGCUAAUCAUCAUAAGUGCUCAUAAUUAGGGGUUAAAUACCUUUUUAGUUGUGUUAUUUGGUACCUGAAUCUUACCCAGCGCAUGCUCUUAAGCUUAUUAUAACACUCAGAUGUUCUGGAUCAUUUGUUAUCUCUGGCUUUAACUGUGUUGGUGUGCUGUGCUUAAAUGCCUUCUUUUCAGUUGCCAUUGCUUCUAAAGCUGCUCACCACAUUGCCCUUAAAUCAGUUUUAGAUUCUGAACUUGCAAGCAGAUUUCCGACCUGCUGUUAUCAGGGUAGCUUUCUUUGUUAGUGCAUGAAAAAUAUUUCCCACGCCUUUUUAUUUUUUGGUGUGGUUUUAUUUGUGCAUAAUCUUAUAUCAAGCCUUGGCUGUGCAUGCCUUUUUUAAGAUGACAUUUCUGUCAUCUGCGGUUAUGGUUGAUUUCAGUCUGUGUUACUUGUUGACUAAAUGUCACUCACUAAAAGUGUAACCACUCAUCUCCCAUUGUCACUGUCUUUAUAGGUCUCAUAUGUAUUAACACACUUCUUUUGUUUGAAAAAAUGUACUUGAUUUGAUCUCACUAGAGCAAACCAGAGACCUCUUUGUAAUAUUUAUAAUACUAAUGUUUCAGCCGCAAAUUAUACUACUGCCACUUUCCAUUUGUAAUGUUUUUCUAAGUGUGGUUGCGGUCAGUUCUUUUCCAUUUCGAGCUCAGUUUUAUCUAUCACUUAACGGACUGGUUUGACAGCGAAAUAUCAGUUUUGAUAAAUUAAAGCUUUCUAAAUGUUUGUUACCGAUACUCCAGAGUCAAAGAGUCUGGCAACGUGAAUAACAAUUGAAUUAUCAAAAUCUUAAUUUGCAGGUGAAGAUCCUCACGACACUUAACAUUUGUGUGUAAAGGAAUUUGUUACAUUAUUGCUGGUCCAAAAUAGCGAAUUUCUUGGCACCAGAAUACAAAUUGUGAUGUUUUUGUGUCACAAUGUUUUGUUAUUUGUCUGUGUAUGCAACAUGGCUUUUGUACAUGUAUUCUGAAGCACACUGCACCUGUUUCUGUAUUAAAAACUUUGACAUUU